Oryzias latipes (Japanese medaka) is the source of this 672-nucleotide messenger RNA. It is a transcript of the gene ins, whose product is annotated as preproinsulin. Gene Ontology annotation, cellular component: extracellular region. Gene Ontology annotation, molecular function: hormone activity. Lineage: Eukaryota; Metazoa; Chordata; Actinopteri; Beloniformes; Adrianichthyidae. The record is from RefSeq and is a predicted model, not a curated record.
UCAGAAAGACUCCUGAUGGGUUUGGACUUUGGAAGAAGCGACUCUGACAAGUGUCCCCAAAAUUGCAUUGAAAAAAUAGUCUUUAGUUUGGAUGGGGGUUGGGGGGUUGGGGGCGUGUUCAGAUGGAGUUAUAAAAGAGUCCCAAUCCCUCCGCUCUGCCCUACACCCACCAGCUGCCCUGGUCAUCCUCUUCUUCAGCAGAACCUCCUCUGGUCUCCAGGUCCCCUCAUGAUGGCAGCUCUGUGGCUUCAGACAUUCUCCUUGCUGUUUCUGCUCAUCGUGUCGUGUCCGGGCUCCCAAGCCAUCGCCCCGCAGCACCUGUGUGGCUCUCACCUGGUGGAAGCUCUGUACCUGGUCUGUGGAGACAGAGGAUUCUUCUACACCCCCAAGAGAGACGUGGACCCUCUUCUCGGGCUCCUCUCCCCAAAGAUGGGGGGCGCCACAGGUACGGGGGCCGGGAAUGAAGUGGCUGAGUUCGCCUUCAAGGACCAGAUGGAAAUGUUGGUUAAACGAGGCAUCGUUGAGCAGUGCUGCCACAAGCCAUGCAACAUCUUUGACUUGGAGAACUACUGCAACUGAGCAGGAACCGGACUCUGCCCAAGAGCCGGCGACAUCCCAGAGCUGGACGACUGCGUUCAGAUGUUAAAAUAAAGUUUUGAGAACUGAAAUCUA